This is a messenger RNA of Staurois parvus, 368 nucleotides long. The record is from the annotation of a GenBank genome assembly. Lineage: Eukaryota; Metazoa; Chordata; Amphibia; Anura; Ranidae.
UGUCCCUCGGACACAGCGGAUCACCGAUCAUGGAAAAGAGCCGAAGAUGUCGGCUCGGUCAUGUGAUCAGCAGUGUCCAAUCACAGCUGAUCACAUGGCACUGAUGAUCAGUGUGCCCUGAUGAUCAGUGUAGCCCCAGCAGUGCCACCUGUCAGUGUCCAUCAGUGCCUUGUGUCAGUGCUCAUCAGUGCCUCAUGCCAGUGCCCAUCAGUGCCACAUCAAUGCCACAUAUCAGUGCCUACCAGUGCACAUCAAUGCCACAUAUCAGUGCCCAUCUGAGCUGCCUUUCAUUGUCACCCAUCAGUGCCAGUCAGUGCCACCUAUCAAUGUCAAUCAGUGUCACCUAUCAGUGCUGCCAAUCAGUGCCA